Molecule: messenger RNA, 1308 nt
Organism: Rosa chinensis
Lineage: Eukaryota; Viridiplantae; Streptophyta; Magnoliopsida; Rosales; Rosaceae
Product: putative disease resistance protein RGA3
Exons: 3
Coding region: 1-1308 (435 amino acids)
Biological process (GO): defense response to other organism
Molecular function (GO): ADP binding
Source: RefSeq, a predicted model, not a curated record
AUGGCUGAAGCACUUGUUAACGUUCUCCUUGAGCGUUUGGCUACGGUCGCCCAUGACAAGGUUCGAGGAGAGUUCAAACUGGUCUCUGGGGUUGAGGAAGAAGUCAACAGCCUCUCCCGCAAUCUGGAAGCUAUUCAAGCUGUGCUGGAGGAUGCAGAGCAGAGGCAAGUGACGGAGGCAACCGUGAAACGUUGGCUGAGUGAACUGACUGAAGUUUCCUACGAGAUAGAUGACGUUUUGGAUGAGUGGAUCACUCAAGUUCGAAAGAGACAGAUGGAGAAAGAAGAAAAACAUGCUCUUGCUAUUGCUAAGAAGGUACGUUCCUCUGCCUCCUCUUUCGUUUCUGGUAGCAAGGUCAGGCGGUUUAUUCAUCGUCGCGAAAUUGCUGCGAAGAUAGAAGAAUUAAAUGAAAGAUUAGCUUCAAUUGAUGAAAGAAAACAAAGUUUUGGCUUUCAAAACACCGCUAGGGUCCCCGAACUACCUCAACGACAAAAAACUACUUCUCUUCCCAAUGUUAAAACAUUUGGUCGAGAUAAUGAAAAAAAACUCAUAGUUAGCAAGCUGCUAAGUGAGAGUAGUGAAGGAAAUGAGGUUCCUCUUAUCAUUCCUAUUGUAGGGAUGGGGGGAAUGGGGAAAACAACUCUUGCUCAACUUGUGUAUAAUGAUGAAAAUGUCAAAUCUCAUUUUGACAAGAGAAUAUGGGUCUGUGUCUCGGACCCUUUUGAAGAGAUCAAGAUUGCUCAAGCUAUCAUUGAAGAAAUAGAUAAAGAUAAUAGUUCAAAAAGCUCAAAUGUGUUGCAAACCCUGACGCAAUGUAUAUAUAAAUUGAUUGAGGGUAAACAGUUCCUCCUUGUUUUAGAUGAUGUUUGGAGCCCAAACUCUGAUCAAUGGGAAGAAUUGAUCAAACCUUUACGUAAUGGUGCUCUUGGUAGUAGAAUAUUGGUGACCACUCGAAAGGAGGAGGUUGCUGAUUUAAUGAAAGCAACAACUCAAAUGAUCUCUUUGAAGGCAUUGAGUGAUGCAUUUUGUUUGUCAUUGUUCUAUUACGGUGCAAACAUGGAUGAGAAUAAUGUGCCUAAAGAGUUUCACGGCAUUGGUUUAAGUAUUGCUAGAAGGUGUAAUGGGUUGCCUCUUGCUGCAAAGACGUUAGGAAGCCUCAUGCGCCAUAAGAAAAAGAUUCAUGAAUGGCAAGCUGUUUUAAAGAAUUAUGUGUACAAUAUGAAUCGUUUGAUUGAGUUGUGGAUGUCACAAGAUUAUUUGAAUGCCAAAGAAAGUAAAGACAAGAUAAUGUUGAAAAUGAAAACAUGA